UUCUGGUCACUUGUGGAUUCCACUGACUAGAAUUAUUUCUUUACGUGAACAAUUGUCUAAUGUGAAACAUCAAAUUGAAAUUUUGAUGCAGUCCUCUACAAGUUUUUCUUUACAAGUACAAAGUGAAGGACCAAAACGAAUACUUUCAACGAAGUCCAAAAUUAAUCUUGCCAAGGUGCAAUUUGAUGAAAGAAUAGAAGAAAUGCUUAAACAAUGUUUGUCUGAAGUAAAAGCUUUGCUGUGUGGUGUUUCAGAUCUGUCUUCUCCAUUAACUGAGGUCCCAUUUGACAUUACUUUGCAGUCAAUCAUGAAUUUGGAGAAAAUGUUUGAUCCUGCUAAUGGAUGUGUGAUAGCAGGAGGAAGUCUUUUCAACUGGAUUGUGUCUCUGCUCCCUUGAGUUGUCUUUCUGCAGUAACUUAAUCAAAUACUGAAUUGCAUACUUUUUAAGUUCAAACUGCUCCUACUAAAGGCAAAAGGAAUUUUGCCAUUGAUAUUAAUAGAACCAAGAUCUGGCCCCUAAUAAUUUGUGUAGUUUUUAGUUAUAUUUUGGAAUAUGUCAGUUUAUUUUAAAAAAAAGAUACUUUUCCUACUUCCCUAAGUGUUUUAAAGGAAAGAAUGUCUUUUUUUCGGGAAUUAAUGCUCUGAUAUGAUAUUUUUGUAGUAAAAAGAUUUAGAAUGUAAGCUAUUCAGUCCUAAAUAAACUAGUCCAUAUUUUGCUGGGGUUUCUCCUUUUCAAAAUCCUCGUGUAGAUUAAAAAAUGUGAAUAGGACAAAAAGACUGAUUACCUUUGAGAUAUUACAGGCCUUGUAGCUUUCUAAUAUUCAAAAGUAAACUAUGGAUUUUUCCAUAAAGCAUGUGUUAUAUGCUAAACUUUACUGUACCAGCACACUUUUAACUGCUUUUGCAAGUAGUCACCACCUAAAACUGCCUAAAACUCUUCACCUAACCUUUUUCACAUUUCAAUUUCACUGCUUUUAAAUUACAAUUUCAGACUUUUUGUUAAAGGAAGAAAAGGUCUUACAUACUGCUGACAGUGAAACUGAUUUGUUAGAAAGCAAUGGAGAUGUCUUCAUAUAAUUCUGAAGAGAUAAUCUGUAAACAGGCAAAUUUAAAAGCUAUGUAAGUAUAGUACAAAUGUACUUUUCAUACAAAAUACUAAAAUGCUUCACAAAAUAACACUGAAAAUAUAAGUAAAUGCUAAGUAUUAUUAUGGUUUGAAAAUUCUGACAAACAUUAACUCAAGAAACAUACAAAACAUUCGUCUAAGGAAGGAAGUGUUAUUCCAACUUUACAAAAGGAGAAAUAAACACAGAAAAAUGAAGUUGUUUGACCAAGAUCACAGAGUAAAACACUGGCUAUGUUUACACUCUACACUCUGCUGCAUCCAGGGAAUGCAUCUGCUCUUCUGAAUUUUUUUUGGAAGAGCAUACACGCUUUUUCAGCAUCCGUGUAAAUCUCGUUUUACAAGGAAGAAGUGAUGUUCUGUAAAAAGGUUUUUUUCUGACAUUUGGCCCAGUGUCAGAAAAUGACAGGCCAAAUGUUGGAAAAGCCUCUUCCGAAAUAAGAAGUGGAAAAAAACUACGCAAAUUGCGAACUGCAAUUUUCGUAGCUUUUUCCGGAAGAGCAGUGCAGUGUAGACAUAUAGCCACUGUGAGAUCCAAGAUUAGAAUUUGGGAGUUUCUCGUCCCUAGCCAUUGCUCAAGGUAUAAGACCAUUGUGCAUCAAAACCGUUGCUAACUACAUUAAUUCAGACAACAAGCAAUAAAAAUGACAGAAAGGAUUGAGGGAGUUAGUUGAGUUGUACCUACUGAAUAGAGUUCGAGACUGAGAGUCAAGAAUCCUGGAUUCUGUUCUGUUUCCUGUGUGUGACUGUAAACACUUAACAGUGAAAUCCUGACCUCAAUAAAAAGCAAAAUUUUCACUGAGGCACUGUAUGAGUGUAUCUCAGCAUAACAAAUGAUGAAAUAGAUAUGAUAUUUAAAAAUUGUAAAGGAAAAAAAAUGUUGUGUUUUUGUCGUGCAUUGCUUUUAUUAAAAGAGAUGUGAGGGAAUUGUUUACUUUUACAU
Pelodiscus sinensis (Chinese soft-shelled turtle) is the source of this 2066-nucleotide messenger RNA. The record is from RefSeq and is a predicted model, not a curated record. NCBI's taxonomy places the organism in Eukaryota, Metazoa, Chordata, Testudines, Trionychidae.